AUGGAGGCAACAGAGACGGACCCCAGCAAGUUCAUGCCAAACAGCACGUCAAGCAGCAGCGAGCCUCAAGCGCUUACGCUUCAUUGGACGUUAGGUAUCAACAAGGACGUCGUCGGCGGUGUGCACAACCUUUCAGAUGCUGAGUCUUCUGACAUGUUCUAUGCCGCUGCUCACACGGGCGUCAUCUUCGACUACAACACCGGGGUCCAACGGCUGCUGCAGGGCCACGUGAAUCCAAUCUCGGCUACAGCCGUCUCGAAGGACAAGAAGUGGAUUGUUACCGCAGACACCGGUCCAGACAGCAUGAUGGUCGUUUGGGAGCGUGAGUCCGGAACACCGGUCAAGACGUUCUUCAAUCCGCAUCCGUGCGCUCAGGGCGACAUGUACGUUCGCGCGAAGUGUCGCUUAAAUCGGAUAGAGUUCGCUUGCGCUGACAGGUAUGGUGUUCACGCUCUAGAUAUUGCACCCAAGCUGCAGUACCUCGUCACGCUGUCAGCGUCUGUGCCUUAUUCUGCCUCUUGCCUGUGGUUCCUCCACGGGCUCAAAGACGGAGUGAUAGCCAGGCCCAUACCCAGCAGUGACCCCAUGGCUUCCACAGCUGGGCAGGCCAUGGUCCUUUGCAUUUUGCGCGCUGCUUCGGCCCUGGGGGCCGGGGGGCGAACGGGAACCAUGACAGGCAAGGGGCAAAGGAAGAACUUGGACGAGUUCAAGCGCCGGGAGCAGCAGCUGGCAGAGGCGUACCACAAGAACAAGCCGCUGUGCUUCAACGCCUGCUCUUACCAGAAGACGCAUCCCGUGAAAGCCCAGAAGGGGCACAAGGAUGCGGAUGCCUGCUUGACAGUGCCUCUCGUGCUCGGAGUUGCUGAUGGCGUAUCGCAAAUCGAGGACUUUGGCAUAGAUGCAUCGAUGCUGCCGAACGAGCUGCUUCAGGAAGCAGGCGCUUCCAAGAGAGGCGUCGACGAGUACCUCGGUGAGGCAAACGCCUGGCAUUUCCGGCGCUGCUUCAAGACACAUGCCUUCCCCCACUUGUUUCCCUGCCGGUAUCCAUUUCCGAAAUCCGCUGCAGAUAGCGUUCCUCCAAAAGUGCUAGUUUUGGUCGCUGACCCUCGUCACGCUUUCGCAGUGUGGUGGCAGACCCUCGGACAGUUGGAACCGGAUGUGUCGCUGGACCUGGACUUCGGCAACUUCUUGAAGAUUGUGGCGCAGCAGGGGUGGUGUCUCUUUGGCAACUACAUCGAGCACGCUGCUGCAUGGGCGCGGGAAGAAGAACUAUAUCCGGACAAUGUGCGGCUUUGCAUGGCUGACCGCCUAGGCUCGUUGGAUCCGCAGGAUGUGCGGACAGAAAUGCGCGACAUCGCAGACUUCCUCAUGAUCCCACCGGAGAGGGCAGAUCGGGUUGUGGAUUCGAUCUUUCGCAGACCGGCAGACGCAUGUUCAUCCUUGUCCAGAGACAGGCUGGUGGAUUACGCUGUUCUUCAAGGGGGUCACAUUGUGGAAAAUACAGGCAGGAAUCUGUACCAGUUCCAAGAUGCCUACGACACAGUUGACGGGCUGGUGCAAGACAUGUGGCGCCAAAUGUUUUUGAUGCUGGGCCGCACUGGAAGCUCCUGCUUGGUGGAAGCUGCUCAGAAGGCUUUGCAGGGCUCAGCUUCAUUGCCACCGAUUGUCAAGACCGGUGUCUUUCGUGGCGAAGAUGCCCACAAUGGUGGCACCUGUCGACCCUGUGUCUUCCAUCUUCGUGGGAUAUGCCGAGACACUGCGGAGACCUGCUUCUACUGCCACAUGGACGGGCACCAGAGGACGGCUAGUGACUUCAGAGUUGACUUGCAGGCGAAUCCGCCUAGAGUUGACUUGAACGUCCUCAAUAUCCUUGCGGAGGUCUUGAUAGAAAUGCGGGAGUUCGAGAAGUGUGCUCGGCUAUUGAAGGAGCUGCUGCACCUAACACCUGCGCAGAGGGCACAGUCUUCAGGUGCAAGCAUUUCCACUGACCUGGUUCUGCAUCCAUCAAGCCCCAAGGUACUGCUGAAGAAGCUCCACAACUGCCCAGUCGAUAUUGUUGCAAUGCUGGCUGUGGCCAUGUGCCAGAUUCCGAAUGAGAACAUCAGCGAGGAUCCCCUGUACAAUUCUGCAUUGGAGGUGGUUCUGACGCACCCUCCUGAAACACACUCCGACCUUCACCUGCUACUGGUAGAUGCGAUGCUAGCAGACGAGGCCACGACAGCCGACACUGUCAGCCGACGAUGGCUUCGAAGGGCAAAUGUUCGGCGCUGGUUUGCCGAGCAAGCUCACCGAAUCCUGACUUUGCUGGAAGACUGCCCCAGCUUGGAAGUAGACCUUCGCGAGCGUCAAGCCAUGUGCCGCUGGCGACUGGGACAGGUGGAAGAAGCAGCACUUCAAUUGGAAGCCUUGCUCGAGGACCCUGGGGAAAGAACAGAGGCAGAGCUGCGCAACAUGAGGGUUCGCGCGGCAGAGGCCUGGAUCGAAAUUGGCAAUUCCAGCAGAGCAGAUCAAGUGCUGAGUUGCUUGAGCUACGAGGAUCUACAGCGAAGCAAUGCUCUACCACCCCCACUGAGCACAGCAGAGCGCAAGUCCCUCUACAAGGAGCUGUCCGAAACCAUCGAUCGGACACUGAGCGCCGCUGCAGUGGCUAAAGACAUGGAGCAUGCUCAUGAACACGUCGGGACUAAGGAGGAGCUGCUGCGCUUUUUUGCGAAGUUCCGUCAUCUUGUGUACGACUGUGAGCUUGACUUCAAACGACUGGUCGCUCGAAGUACCAGCGCAAAGGAGGGCUCAGCUCCGGCAAUUGAGGACGUAAAGUGCAACACAUCGAAGCCCAAUGCCGAAGAUGAGGCUUCCGGCUUGCUGAGGCCCGAUAGCAGCUCCGACGCUUUGGCGCUUGGAAUGCAGUCGUCAGGCGUCAGCUUCGAAAGCUGUGGGAAGCUCGGAGGUCAAUGGGAAAAGCAGGUGUUUGGUUUUGAAGCCUACCUUACCAUGGUCAAACACGGGGUGGUGAUCAUUCGCGCCUUUGCACGGUCCACGAAGGAGUCCAAGUCUCGCGAGGGAACCGUCCAAGCUGCGCAGGCGGUUGAAGUUUGCGAGAUGAUCCUCUCCAACCGCAAACUCGUGGCUCAGAGGAAUCCGGUGAAGCGGCGCAUGAUGAGGGAUUUGGCGAUGCUGUCGCUUUCUGUAGGUUUCGAGGCACGCCUGUGGAGAGUCGUGUUCAAGCACCUGCGCAACAUUUGCGACCGGAGUGGAAGCGAUCAUGUCGUUGCUUUGUGCUCCAGACUGCUGUUCACACAUGCAGAUGUGGAUGGAAUGGGCCCGGGAGCAAACAAGGACCGCGGUGAUGCGGCCCCGUGGGAGCAUGAAAAAGCACACAAUGCAAGCUGGGGGCACCGCAACACAUAUGCGGCAGCGUUUACUGAUGUCCGCGGCUGGGCACUACGGAAGCUGCUGAGAAGGCCCCGCGCAUUCGGACUUACUUUGCUGUGCGCGCACUUCUGCAUCAUCGCUUCGCAGUACCCCUUUGCCGUGGCCGAGUACUCUCGGGCACAUCGUUUGGCGCCUUUCGAACCACUGCCAGCUCUUUGCACUGCUACAGCAUAUCUGUCCUUCUCAAUGUCGCGUGCUGCAGUGUGCCGCCAUGCCCCAAGUCGAUUUCGACACAACAUAGCCGGCACAAAAGCAACGAUCCAUGACACCUUCCUGUUAAGCUCUCACGGCCACCCGUGCCGUUCAAGCAGCCUUUCUUAG
Molecule: messenger RNA, 3753 nt
Organism: Symbiodinium sp. CCMP2456
Lineage: Eukaryota; Dinophyceae; Suessiales; Symbiodiniaceae
Source: the annotation of a GenBank genome assembly